Tinamus guttatus (white-throated tinamou) is the source of this 1860-nucleotide messenger RNA. RefSeq names its product kelch repeat and BTB domain containing 12 (gene KBTBD12). The record is from RefSeq and is a predicted model, not a curated record. Lineage: Eukaryota; Metazoa; Chordata; Aves; Tinamiformes; Tinamidae. Gene Ontology annotation, molecular function: protein binding.
AUGGAUCGUAAGAAUCAGGAGAAGAGAAAGCAGCGCCAUAGCUCGACUUUACUGGAACAAGUGAAAAGGAUGAAGGAGUCAGCAGAGAUCAUUGAUGUGGUUCUAGUCGCAGAAGGUGAGAAAUUCCCUUGCCAUAGGGUGGUCCUGGCCGCGUUCAGCCCGUAUUUCAGAGCCAUGUUCACCUGUGGCCUGGCUGAAUGCACCCAAAGAGAAGUGGUGCUGCAUGACACCUCCGCAGAGAGCGUGUCCGUAAUCCUGGGCUACAUGUACAGUGCAGAGCUGCUCCUCACUAGCCAGAACGUGCAGACUGUUGCUGUUGCUGCGUAUUUCAUGCAGAUGGAAGACGUCUUUGGUAUAUGUCAGAAGUACAUGAUGGACCAUAUGGAUGCUUCCAAUUGCGUGGGGAUUUACUACUUUGCAAAGCAAAUUGGAGCAGAAGACUUAUCUGAUCAAGCAGGGAAAUACUUGUAUCAGCACUUUGCUGAGGUGAGCUUACAGGAGGAAAUACUAGAGAUUGAAGUCCAGCAACUGCUGGCUCUCAUAAAAUCAGAUGAUCUGAAUGUUUCCAGAGAGGAGAGCAUUCUGGACCUCGUCAUUAGAUGGGUUAAUCACAGCAGAAAGGCACGCGUGGGCCACCUUAUUGAGCUGCUGCAGCAAGUGAGACUGGUGCUUGUCAGCCCUUCCUUUUUAGUGGAAGCCCGGAAAAGGAACACAAUGAUCCUGUGCAAUUCCGAAUGCAAUGAUAUGUUUGAGAAAGCUUUGGAGACCAUCAGGAUAUCCAGACAACCGUCUCUCAGUCUGCGAUAUGGCAUGGAGACUACUGACCUCUUACUUUGCAUCGGCAACAAUUCUCUGGGCAUUCGCUCCAGACACGGCAGCUAUGCAGAUGCCAGUUUCUGUUAUGCUCCUGCAACACGAAAGACUUACUUCAUUUCCUCCCCAAAGUACGGAGAGGGUUUAGGUUGUGUUUGCACUGGUGUUGUCACCGAGAAUAAUGAUAUUAUUGUGGCAGGAGAAGCAAGCGCCGCCAAAAUGUCUAGACAAAAGACCAGAAACAUCGAAAUUUAUAGAUACCGCCAGCAAGGAAACCAGUGUUGGCACAGCCUGUGCACUACUCAGUUCCGUGAGCUCUAUGCACUGGGCACUAUCCGUAAUGAUCUCUAUAUAAUAGGAGGGCAAAUGAAAAUAAAAAAUCAGUAUCUGGUCACAAACUGUGUGGAGAAGUAUUCCAUGGAGCAAGACACGUGGAGGAGCAGAGCGCCCCUUCCCCUGCCGCUGGCCUGCCACGCGGCGGUGACAGUGAAGAGCAGCCUCUACGUGCUGGGUGGCUGGACACCACAGAUGGAUCUGCCUGACGAUGAGCCGGAUCGAUUAAGUAACAGAAUGUUUCGGUAUGACCCGGGCCCAGACAAAUGGACAGAGUGCGCCCCAAUGAAGUACUCCAAGUACCGCUUCAGCACGGCUGUAGUCAACAGUGAGAUCUAUGUCCUGGGAGGAAUUGGGUGCCUAGGUCGCGACAGGGGACAGACACGGAAAUGUCUUGAUGCAGUGGAGAUAUAUAACCCCGACGGAGACUUCUGGAGGGAUGGUCCUGCGAUGCCCUCUCCUCUCCUCUCCUUACGAACCAACUCCACGAGCGCAGGCUCCGUGGAGGGGAAGCUGUACCUCUGUGGAGGAUUUCAUGGAGCAGCUCGUCAUGAAGUUAUUACCAAAGAGAUUCUUGAACUGGAUACGUGGGAGAACCAGUGGAAUGUGGCGGCCAUCAACGUCCUCAUGCAUGACAGCUACGACGUCUGCCUUGUAGCCAGGCUCAAUCCACGAGACCUCAUCCCUCCUCCACCGGAUUUAGUGGACCAGUAG